AUGUCUUCUAUUUCUAGACCAUAUUUUGCGCGCAUUUAAAAAAAAAUAUUUUGUUAAAUAUUUAUUCUAUUUUUGUAUCGACAAAACUUCUUCAUAACGUGAUGAUUAUAUAUACACGGAAUGUCGAUAAUCCCAAUCAAGUAAUCAAAAUUAAUCAAUCGUACUAAUAUAUUACAAUACAAUGUUAAUAUCGACAUUAUAUAAUAUUUAACAAACUAAAUUGUUUUAGCCGAGAAUUAAUUUUUCUAACAAUACUACUUAGUAUUAAUGAAACCUAAUCAAUCUUAAUAAUUAGAUUUAAGAAUAUUUGACUUUUAGAAAUUCGAUGUACAACUUUUACGUUCGCGACAAAGAUAAAAAUAAAAAAGAACUCCGGUUGAAAAUAAUCUAGAGCAUAAAUUUUCAUGGUUUUAUUUUCGGUAAUCGUGGAAACUAGAUUUAAAUAAAGAUAUUGGUACGGCUUCUUGUCCUCGUUCGUAAUUCCCGUACUCUCUAUUCUCUAUAUAGAACUCACGCACGCACAAAUAUCAUCUCGUUUAUACUUAGGGUUCAUAGUACUGUUAUGCCGUCCCUGAUUGCAUACUGAAACGCAUGCAAUGCGCAGAGUGUCCACAAGUAUCGUGGCCAGCGUCUGCUGCGUUAGUCAUUUAGUAGUACAUAACAGUAGUGUAAAAUGUGAAAUUUCUCUAAAUAUUUUUACAAAUUUGUUUCUUAAAUUUUGCUGUAAAAGUUACGCGGAGAAGCUCAACAGAUCUUACGAGUUUAUUAAACUUUUGGCGGAACUCUUCGAUUUUUCGUCAUAUCCUAUUCCUUAUUGUAUUAGUCUACCAUCGUGUGUACAGAAAUUAGGGCGUGAAGAGGCAUUAAACCUAUACAUCUGAAAUUUUCUUAAACAAUAAUAUGAAAUAACAUCAAACAUGACUAGCUCAGAAAUAAUUCGGCACACCUCUAAUUGUUCCCUGGAUAUUAUACGAGUAUUCAUGAAUAUUUUAUAAACAUAGUGAUUUGUAAUCUAAAGUUAUAGUAAUGAUAUUGACCAAUAAUUUUAAUAUAACUAAUGAAAACCAGGUUUUUUAUGGACCUAACACUGAAACAGUAAAAAAUGUCUAGAAAGCGUGCUAGAGAAGAAACUAUGUUGAAUUCUACAACUUAUUCAAAUAUUCAAAAUGGAGAGGAUGCAUCUUGCUCCAGGAAAGAUUCGCCUGUUUAUCCUCUAGUGACAAUGACUUGGGGGACCAACAGGAAUUCAAAUAAUGACUCAGGUCAAUUUUCGCUGAAAAAGUAUAAUAGCGAAAUUUCUGUUUCCCACAAAGAACUUCCAUCAAUUUGUAAGGAGGCUCCCUUUAGUGAUGAUCCAGAAGCACUUGCCGAAAGAAAUGCAUGUGAUUAUAAUAUUCGUAUUACAUUAAAAAUGGCAAGAAGUAGUAAAGCCCCUAGGAAAAUCAGAGUCUAUGCAGAUGGUAUUUAUGACCUAUUUCAUCAAGGCCAUGCACGACAACUUCUACAAGCAAAAAAUAUUUUCCCUAAUGUGUAUCUUAUUGUGGGAGUUUGUAAUGAUCAGUUAACACAUAGUAAAAAGGGAAGGACAGUUAUGACAGAUAUUGAGAGAUAUGAUGCAGUAAGACAUUGUCGUUAUGUAGAUGAGGUGGUUAGGGAUGCACCUUGGGAACUGGAUGAUGAAUUUCUUACAAAGCAUAAAAUUGACUUUGUUGCUCAUGAUGAUAUACCUUAUAUGACAGAUGAUAGUACAGAUGUUUAUGCAGGCCUGAAAGCUAAAGGUAUGUUUGUGGCUACGCAAAGAACAGAAGGAGUAUCAACGUCGGAUAUUGUUGCAAGAAUAGUUAAAGAUUAUGACAUUUAUGUAAGAAGAAAUCUUGCGCGAGGCUACAGUGCCAAAGAACUUAAUGUUUCUUUUCUCAAUGAGAAAAAAUUCCGCUUACAAAAUAAGUUUGAUGAUUUAAAAGAUAAGGGUAAACGGGUAAUGGAGAACAUUGGCGAGAAACGUAUGGAUAUGAUUAGCAAAUGGGAAGAAAAGUCUCGAGACUUUAUUGAUGCUUUUCUACUCUUGUUUGGAAGAGAAGGUAGAUUGUCAACGAUUUGGAAUGAAAGCAAAGGACGUUUGAUGCAAGCAUUAUCUCCUCCUGCAAGCCCAAAAAGAGAUGGUAGUCCGAAUGGCAGUAAUAGCAGCAAUAAUGAUGAAGAUCAGACAAGUCCACCACCAAAAAAGACUGGCCGUUUUGAAUAUUCACAGAGUAAUUAUUAUUUAAGCGAUGAUUACAGCGAUGAUGAAGAAGAAAAUUUGCACUCCAAAUGAUAAUCCUUUUUUUCAAAAACACAUUCUUUAUUUUGACCAAAAAUAUCGUGCAAUAUCACAAAAAAUGUUUAAGGAUAUUUUAUUGCGUCUAUAUGAUUUGAUAUGGAUUAUAAUGUUAUGCUUAAUAGUAUUUUUAUGGUAUGAUUUCAUACUAUAUACGAUAUAAAAUUAUCUAUUAUAAUAUUUUCAUUCAAUCCAGCCAUGGAUUAUUAUAUAUUAAUUAAAUUGUAUAUAUGCACGAAUAUUGAGAAAUCAUACAGAUAACUUGAAACAUUCGUUGCAUCUAUUCUUGAUAGUUCCGUUA
Bombus pyrosoma is the source of this 2618-nucleotide messenger RNA. RefSeq names its product choline-phosphate cytidylyltransferase A-like. Lineage: Eukaryota; Metazoa; Arthropoda; Insecta; Hymenoptera; Apidae. The transcript is spliced from 11 exons. Gene Ontology annotation, biological process: CDP-choline pathway. The coding region runs from base 1103 to 2314 and encodes 403 amino acids. Gene Ontology annotation, molecular function: choline-phosphate cytidylyltransferase activity; phosphatidylcholine binding. The record is from RefSeq and is a predicted model, not a curated record.